GUGUUUAAAAUAGAAGUGCUAAUGAAUGGAAGAAAACAUUUUGUUGAGAAAAGGUACAGUGAAUUCCAUGCCUUGCACAAAAAGCUUAAGAAAUGUAUAAAGACUCCAGAAAUCCCCUCUAAACACGUCAGGAAUUGGGUCCCCAAAGUACUGGAACAACGGCGGCAAGGCCUGGAAACGUACUUACAGGCCGUCAUUUUGGAAAAUGAAGAACUUCCCAAGCUCUUCCUUGAUUUCCUCAAUGUAAGACACUUGCCCUCCUUACCAAAGGCAGAAAGUUGUGGAUCUUUUGAUGAGACAGAAUCUGAAGAGUCAAGCAAGCUGUCCCACCAGCCGGUGCUGCUGUUCCUCGGGGAUCCAUACGUCUUGCCUGCAGCCAGCGAUUUUCCAAAUGUGGUCAUCGAAGGAGUUCUUCAUGGAAUAUUUUACUCUCACCUGCAGCCCAGGUAGAAACCCUACCUGGCCAGAUGAAGCUGAAGCGAGUUUCAGUGUCAAUGGCAAGAAAAUUGAUAGCUCUACCAACUUACCUGAAACUCCAUGACACCAUAGCUCUAGCUAGAGGGAAAAUUCACAGUCCUAGCUUCCUUCAGAACAGGGACGUUUCUAUUAGAAUGGUGCUUUUAAAAUUAGAAACUGAACCAGGGCAACGUCAGUUAAAGGCCAAUUGUUUGAGUAAAAUCGAGAUUCUAACAUGGGAAGUCAGGACUAGGAGGCCACAGUGGAGCAUUGAGAGUACCCAGUGUCAAGGGAGCCAGCCUCUGCUUCAGCUGCACCAUUUGCUAAUUGGAAAUCAGACCCUGAGUCAUGCUGACACUGAACAACUCUGGUGGCCUUUUUUUCAGACCUUGACAAUACUCAUCUUUACGCCGUGAGGUUUUUUUUCUCAGAGAGGGAUACUGUAUUCAGGGGUGCUGGCAGCAGAAGAGAGUCCUGGGACCCAGUGUACUAAGUGUGAGGAAAAAGCCACACUGGAAAUUGAGUUGUACUGAUAAUAGAAUGCAUUGAAGAAUAGAAUACAUUUAGUUUCCAUUACAGUGGAGUUGCCUCCCACCUGCAGGUUGGCCUCCAGCAUCAGUGCUUGAGGUGAAAUGGGGUGUUGGCACUAUCUGUGAGAGUCCCCUAGAAAGACACUAUGUGGGAAGUCUGGCCUCCCAUUUUUAACUUUAGUGUUGGAAAGUAUGAGUGCUCAUCUGAAGACCAGCUGACACCCCUGAUGAAGCCCCAGGGCCAUUUCCUAUAGAAAGUACACACUUUGAACACUAGAAUCACACUGCAAAGUUCUUGUUCCAGUGGGAGUCAGAUGUGAGUUGACAGUGGUUGCAACAGGAGCAAAUGGACUGUUUGUAACUGGGUUUCCUCCACGGUGUACAUUAUCAGGAUAUUACCACAGGCUUUUAUGUGGUUGUUCUUAUAGGUUCCUUUUCACUGAUACCAUGUAUGGAUUAAUGUGAGUUUGGUGUUUGAUGCUGUCUCUCCACUGGAUGUCACACAGAUGGUCAUCUUUUGCUCAGUGACAGAGCCCAGCGUAUGUCCUACCUGUGUGUAUGUGCUGAUGAACAACCUACUUGUGGUUAUAGAUUUUCAUACAUUUAAAUGUUGGAGAAAAUAUUGACAAUUGAAAGUACCAUGUCAUGAAUUUUUAUUAGAGUCCAAACCUACAGAUUGAAACCCUGCUGCAAACUUUUAAGAUACGUUUUAUGAUUGAUUGUGUAAUUAUGUGUUAGGAAUAAAGUAAUCAAGUGUUAUCAGCGAAAAAAAUAACUAAAUGGUGAAGUAUUAGAGAUACUUUUUUUAAGGUUUUUUGUUACUAGCUAUUUUGAGUUAAAUAAAAACAAAUAAAAGUAUUUGAAUUUGUGGUUUUCCCAGAA
Cricetulus griseus (Chinese hamster) is the source of this 1868-nucleotide messenger RNA. The record is from RefSeq and is a predicted model, not a curated record. Lineage: Eukaryota; Metazoa; Chordata; Mammalia; Rodentia; Cricetidae.